This is a messenger RNA of Phragmites australis (common reed), 2586 nucleotides long. RefSeq lists its product as uncharacterized. Lineage: Eukaryota; Viridiplantae; Streptophyta; Magnoliopsida; Poales; Poaceae. Gene Ontology annotation, cellular component: nuclear pore. The record is from RefSeq and is a predicted model, not a curated record. Bases 365 to 2425 code for a protein of 686 amino acids. The transcript has 8 exons.
ACCAUGAUGUACAUGCUCUCGCUGACAAUCAAGAUCAGCAGCAACCGCCCACUCCCCACGAAGCCCACUUCGCACGCCCCCCUCGCUCUCCAGUAGCAGAGCCAGCCGCGAGCCGAGCACGCCACCCACGCUUUGCCACGGGCGUCGCCACCCGCGCCGACGGCCGCGGAAACCACUCCGGCAGCAGGAGGACGACGGGCUGUUGCGCGUUCCGGACGGAAAUCUCCCCUCCCCAUCUCCGCAUUGGAUCGCGCGGCGGCACCGCGCUGGGGUGUGGCGGUCGCUGCUGCUGCCUGCGCUCGCAGAGGCCGGUACGGGAGCCGCACGAGGCGGCAUCAAUCUAGCAAAUUAGAAGUAUUCUGAAAUGGGUGCCAGAGAUAAUGGGGAAGCGGGGGAUGAGAAGAAGGGGGCUGGAUCAGAUUAUGUACCUGUAAGAGACUCUCUUUCAUCACAAGGUGAAUCUCGGGUUUCAAAGAAGCUCAGUAAAAAAGAGACAACAGAAAAUAGCCCCCGCACAACCAAAAACAAUGCCAUCCGUCAAGCUCAAAACAAGCUGCAACAUAGAGGACCAAACAAUGUUCAGAACAGAUCUCAGAAGCAAAAGAAAACAGUUAAUGCUGCUAAAGCUAUUGAAGUUAGAAAACCAGAUAUUGCAAGAGUUCCUUCUCGCCCUCCAUCAGAAUUGUCUGAGGAAACAAAUGAUAUAUUCAGUGACGCUGGAACCGUAGAUGAUAAAGGCAAUGAGGAGGCCAAGGAGAUCGAUGUGUUAGAUGAAGCUCCCCACUGUGAUCAGAGUACAGGUACUGAUGAUGAAAUUCCUGAUAUCGAAGAAAAGAUAAUUGAUCAUGACAAACCAGUUGUAGGUCAACGAAAUGGAGAAUUAGAGUCAAAGAUUGACAAAUUGGAACAAGAACUCCGUGAAGUUGCUGCUCUUGAAGUUUCUCUGUAUUCUGUAGUGCCUGAGCAUGGAAGUUCAGCACAUAAGUUGCACACCCCAGCUCGGCGUCUUUCUAGGCUAUAUAUUCAUGCAUCCAAGUUUUGGUCCGCAGAUAAGAGAGCUUCAGUAGCAAAAAACACCGCUUCUGGCCUUGUGCUUGUUGCGAAGUCCUGUAGUAAUGAUGCUUCAAGGUUGACAUUCUGGCUGUCGAAUACAGUUGUCCUCAGAGAAAUUAUUGCACAAGCUUUUGCCAUAUCACCUCAAUUGUCCAUGACAACUAUGAACAUGAAUGGUGGUGCCCAAAAGCUUGAUGGGAAAUCCAUGACAAUGCUAUGGAAAAACAGCUCUGAUACUCCCAUGCAGAUGCCAGAUGAUUGGCAGGAAACAAGUACACUUUUGGCUGCAUUAGAGAAGAUUGAAUCUUGGAUAUUUUCUCGGAUUGUCGAGACAGUGUGGUGGCAGGCACUAACUCCUCACAUGCAAACCCCGGCAGAAGGUUCAUCAACUCCAAAGGCUGGGAGAGUGUUAGGUCCUGCUUUGGGUGAUCAGCAGCAGGGCACCUUUUCUGUUAACCUGUGGAAGGCUGCAUUUCACGAUGCAUUCAGCAGAAUGUGCCCCCUUCGUGCUGGUGGACAUGAGUGCGGCUGUUUACCAGUACUAGCAAAAUUGGUGAUGGAGCAAUGUGUUGCCCGUUUGGACGUUGCAAUGUUUAAUGCCAUCCUUCGUGAAUCAGCAAGCGAGAUACCAACUGAUCCUAUAUCUGAUCCAAUUGUUGACCCAAAAGUCCUGCCGAUUCCAGCUGGUGAUCUAAGCUUUGGGUCAGGCGCCCAGCUGAAGAACUCUAUUGGAAACUGGUCGAGAUGGCUGACAGAUAAGUUUGGCAUGGACAACGAUGAGUCUGAAAACAUAGGAAAUGAUGGUGAUGAAAGAAGAGGUGCGGCUGAAUCAAAAUCUUUUCAACUGCUUAAUGAAUUGAGUGAUCUCCUGAUGCUCCCAAAGGACAUGCUUCAUGAAAAAUCUAUCAGGAAAGAGGUCUGCCCUUCGAUUGACCUUCAAUUAGUGACAAGAAUUCUGUGCAACUUCACCCCGGAUGAGUUCUGUCUUGACCCUGUUCCAAGCACAGUCUUAGAGGAGCUGAAUUCUGAGACCUUGCUGGAGCGUUGCACUGACAAAGAUGUGAUCAGCUCAUUUCCGUGCAUCGCUGCUCCUGUUGUGUACCACGCACCUUCAACACUGGAUGUGGCAGAGAAAGUGGCAGACAUAGGAGGCGGCGCAACGCUGGACCGGAAAGCGUCAAUGGUGCAAAGGAUAGGAUACACCAGUGAUGACAACCUGGAUGACCUAGACUCUCCCCUUGCAUCCCUAAUUGACAGGAGUGCUCCACCUUCACCAUCUAACGGUGUCGCACAUUUUAGUGGUCAGAGAGGGGCUUCCAUGGAGAAUUCGAGAUACACACUCCUAAGAGAAGUAUGGUUGGAGGGGUGGUGAUAGAUGAAUGUAUAAGAUCAAAAGAAGGCGUCUAUGUGUAGGCCCGUGAACAAUCUAUCUAUGCAGUCAAAAUGCAACCCGUUCUUGUACAGUACAUUCAUGUAAUCCUAUAUAUGUUGCUCUUUUGUAGAAUAGCAGCAAUUCAGAUACGAAUAGUUCAA